This is a messenger RNA of Haliaeetus leucocephalus (bald eagle), 654 nucleotides long. RefSeq names its product filamin-interacting protein FAM101A. Gene Ontology annotation, cellular component: actin filament bundle. Gene Ontology annotation, biological process: negative regulation of bone mineralization involved in bone maturation; negative regulation of chondrocyte development; actin filament bundle organization. The coding region runs from base 1 to 654 and encodes 217 amino acids. The transcript is spliced from 3 exons. Lineage: Eukaryota; Metazoa; Chordata; Aves; Accipitriformes; Accipitridae. Gene Ontology annotation, molecular function: filamin binding. The record is from RefSeq and is a predicted model, not a curated record.
AUGGUAGGUCACCUACAGCUGCAAGGGAUGGACGAGAGCCUGAAGGAGAAGAGCCGGGAAGGCUUGCUGGACAGCCCGGACUCGGGGCUGCCCCCCAGCCCCAGCCCCCCUUUCUACUCCCUCUCGCCCGGUGAGGGCCGAGCUGGGGGCAGCGGCGGUGCGGACCCCCCGGCCCCGGGGCACCGGCGAGAGGCCAAGGACGGCAAAGUGAUGCCUUACCUGCUUCUGAACCCAUCCAUGCCGGAGAUGAGGCCUCGAAUGUACCCUGUGUUUUUUGGAGAAAGCAUUGAGGUCAGCCCUGAGCCCGUGCAGGAAAUCAGGUGCAAUUCUGAGGUGAAGUACGACUCCGAGAAGCAUUAUCGGGAUGACAUCUUCUAUGGCCCUAUCCCUACCGUCACCACCUACAGCGAGACAGUCAUUGCUGCUCCCAAUUGCACCUGGCGGAACUACAAGUCCCAGUUGAUCUUUGAGCCUCGCCAGAAGCCACUGAGGUUUCAGAGCACGACCAUCAUUUUUCCUAAGCGUGCCAAGAACAUUUACCGGACCACCCUCAACUACAGCUUGGGUUGUGCCAAGCGUUGGUUUGCUUCCAGUGUGCAGCUGGAACUCUGCGAGGAAACCAGCCCGUGCAUCAUCUACAGCGAGACCCUCUGA